This is a messenger RNA of Acanthosepion pharaonis, 1245 nucleotides long. Lineage: Eukaryota; Metazoa; Mollusca; Cephalopoda; Sepiida; Sepiidae. The record is from the annotation of a GenBank genome assembly.
AUGCAGCUUCUUUUUUUUCUGUGUCGAUCAACUGAUAUUUCGCUUUUUCUCGUCUUUCUUUCUUUCUUUCUUUCUUUCUUUCUUUCUUUCUUUCUUUCCUUCUUUCUUUCUUUCUUUCUUUCUUUCUACUCAACUGAUAUUUCGCUUUUUCUCGUCUUUCUUUCUUUCUUUCUUUCUUUCUUUCUUUCUUUCUUUCUUUCUUUCUUUCUUUCUUUCCUUCUUUCUUUCUUUCUUUCUUUCUACGUUUUAUAUUUUCCUUCUCUCCUGUCUAGUCAACUGAUAUUUCGCUUUUUCUCGUCUUUCUUUCUUUCUUUCUUUCUUUCUUUCUUUCUUUCUUUCUUUCUUUCUUUUCCUUCUUUCUUUCUUUCUUUCUUUCUACUCUUGAAUUGCUUACUUCUCUUUCUUUCUUUCAUUCUUUCUUUCUUUCUUUCUUUCUUUCUUUCUUUCUUUCCUUCUUUCUUUCUUUCUUUCUUUCUUUCUUUCUUUCUACUCUUGAAUUGCUUACUUCUCUUUCUUUCUUUCUUUCUUUCUUUCUUUCUUUCUUUCUUUCUUUCUUUCUUUCUUUCUUUUUUCUACGUUUUAUAUUUUCCUUCUCUCCUGUCUAGUCAACUGAUGUUUCGCUUUUUCUCGUCUUUCUUUCCUUCCUUCUUUUUCUUUCUUUCUUUCUUUCUUUCUUUCUUUCUUUCUUUCUUUCUUUCUUUCUUUCUUCGGUUUAGUCUUCUUUCUUGUCUCUUUAGUUUUUAUUUUCUUUCAUAUAGUCUUGAAUUGCUUACUUCUCUUUCUUUCUUUCUUUCUUUCUUUCUUUCUUUCUUUCUUUCUUUCUUUCUUUCUUUCUACGUUUUAUAUUUUCCUUCUCUCCUGUCUAGUCAAAUGAUCUUUCGCUUUUCUCGUCUUUCUUUCUUUUUCUUUCUUUCUUUCUUUCUUUUCUUUCUUUCUUUCUUUGGUUUAGUCUUCUUUCUUGUCGCUUUAGUUUUUAUUUUCUUUCAUAUAGUCUUGAAUUGCUUACUUCUCAUUUUCUUUUAUUUCUUUUUUGCUUUUUCUUUCUUAUUUUCUUUCACAUCAAUAUACUUCCCUUCAUGUGUUUCUUUCUUUGUUAAUUUAUUUAUUUUAUUUUCUUAUAUCCCUUCUGAAUUUUUCCUUCAAUUGUUUACAUUCAUUUAUUUUCUUUCUCUUUUUGCUUUUUUCCUUUUUUUUUUUUGCCUUCUUUCUAUCUUUCUUUCUUUUUUCUUUCUUUCUUGUUUAUAA